Rangifer tarandus platyrhynchus (Svalbard reindeer) is the source of this 516-nucleotide messenger RNA. The record is from the annotation of a GenBank genome assembly. Lineage: Eukaryota; Metazoa; Chordata; Mammalia; Artiodactyla; Cervidae.
AUGCCUACCUACCCUUUCUUCUUGUAUGUUCCUUAUGCCCUGGGUUCCUGCAGACGACCCGGGAACGCGGCCCGGGCCCUGACUGACGUCUGUACGACGCGCGCAGCCGCUGGGGUGCAGCGCCGAGCGCCGACGUGGCGGCCCAAGCGCCGGGUUGCGGGCAGCGAGUGCUGCGCGCGGGUCGGCGAGCCAGGGGUUAAGUGGCGCCGAUCGCGGCCCUCCCUCGGCUCCCCUCCCCGGCGUGCCGAUUUUCAGGCCCGCCGAGCCGCCCAGGAAAAGUUUUCAAUUCGACAAGGCCUCAGCGUUUCAGGGGCUGAGCUCCUUAGAAAGCUGCAGGGCCCCCGAGGGCCGACUGACAGGGAGGGGGCGGCCGGCCCCGUUCUGGACACGCUAAUUACGAGGAUUCGGUUUCCCGGGUCUGAAGGAAUGCAUUACCUGCAGCCAAGGAGGCACGGCCUCUCAGGAAGGCCCCUAGAGGAAGCUGAAUGCCCCAGUGAAUUCCAGCCUCAUCCCUAG